Molecule: messenger RNA, 2408 nt
Organism: Triplophysa rosa
Lineage: Eukaryota; Metazoa; Chordata; Actinopteri; Cypriniformes; Nemacheilidae
Gene: plxdc2a
Product: plexin domain containing 2a
Exons: 13
Coding region: 427-2151 (574 amino acids)
Source: RefSeq, a predicted model, not a curated record
GAAAUCACCUCCAUUCAAAAUGUGAACCAAACACUCUUCUUGUUCGGGUUUCAGUUGGCAAAUGCCGGGAAUAUUCUCCACAACAGAGCUCCAUGUCCGCUGUCGUUUUAGAUUUCCCUAACCUAAACUACAAUCUUAAAUUCGGCGCUUAGCGUCUACGUCACGGCUCUCAGCCCGCCCUCUGUUCGUUGGUUGGACGGCUGGUGCAGAGCCGGAGAUAAUCUGGGAGCUGGUUUGCUAUAUCAGACGGAGUACAGAAGCGAACUGAAAUUGAGCGGAAGUACGAAGUCUGAUGUAGUCAGGAUAUUGGUGUGGGUGUGUCUGAGAGAGGUGAAGGUAAUGCGCUAUGCACACCAGUCUUGUGGAGUUAAACGUCUUAUUCUCCCUCCAUUUAAAUGUACAAAGACGCUUUAAAUAUCGGUGGGCAUGGCGCUGUGGGCUAGACCACAUGUUUUCUUUGGGAUUUUAGCAGUGAUUCAAAUUAAAUUCACCAUUCAGAAACUACCAACAAAUGGCGUGUCAUACUUUACCUCUGAACGCCUCUCCAAGCAAGAGAAUUCCAGCGUUAGCUUCAAGCGGUACAAUAAAAGAUAUAGGAGAUGGUUGUUUUCAUCCAAACCAGAGGUCAUUCAGAACCGGGAUCUGGAACGCUAUGAAGAGCAUGGCAGAUUUCCAGACGUACUGACUAAUGACAGCCAUCACAACUUGUCCAUUAAGAGAGAUAUGGAUCAUAUCUACUACACAUCCAAAUUCUAUGGACCCAGAGAGAGUACAGACAAAGAUUUGUGGGUAAAUAUUAAGCAGAUGGGGACGGCCCAUAGAAUUCUGUCCAACACGCAUCGACAAACUUUGAGAGUGAAUCUGUCCUUUGAUUUCCCUUUCUAUGGACACAAAUUAAAAGGAAUACAUGUAGCUACAGGGGGCUUCUUAUACACAGGAAAUGUUAUCCACAAAAUGCUGACCGCAACUCAAUACAUUGCUCCUCUCAUGGCUAAUUUUGACCUCAGCAUCUCGCAAAACUCAACCGUUUUUUACUGCGAUAAUGGCACAUCUCUUGUUGUUCAGUGGGACCAUGUGCAUCUCCAGGACUCUUUUCAUUUGGGUAGUUUUACCUUCCAGGCAACUUUACACAAUGAUGGCAGAAUCACCUUUGCAUAUAAAGAGAUCCCCAUUGACAUUAAUACAAUAAGCUCUGUCAAUCACCCUGUGAAAGUUGGGCUCUCGGAUGCGUUUGUGGUUCUUCAUAAGAUUGAGCAGCUUCAUACUCUUAUUGGUUUUCCUGUGACAGAUGUUAGACGGAGAACGAUAUAUGAAUACCAUCGGGUAGAGCUCUUAAAAUCCAAGAUCACCAACUCAUCUGCGGUUGAAAUGCUUCCAUUACCGACCUGCCUGCAGUUCUCCAGCUGUGAGAUGUGUGUUACAGCUCAGAUUGGCUUUGACUGUAGCUGGUGCAGUCGCCUAAAAAGAUGUUCCAGUGGAUUUGACCAGUAUCGUCAGGACUGGGUUGACAGUGGGUGUCUAAAUGAGAUAAAGAAUCAGAGUUGUGGUCAACUGUUAGACAGAAAACCCCUCAUGAGAACCAGCGCUCCAGCUGUGCAUGCAGGAGUAACAACAGUAUCGACAUACACUAUUACAACAACAGAAACAUCAAUCACUUCAAUUAUAAGCUCUUCCUCUGCCAAAACAGCCAGCACAUCCCUGUCAUUCAAAAAUCGUCCUACUAUCAUCCUCAAGAAUGAGUCUCAGAUGGACAGUACAGAGAAGCAGAGACAGGAGCAGAUGCAGACUGGUCUGCUCAUUGGCAUCCUGGUCACUAUGGUCCUCAUGGUGACUGCUGUGUUGGCCACUAUAUACAUGUAUUACCAUCCCUCCUCCAGCGCCAGUCUUUUCUUCAUAGAGAGAAGACCAACACAUUGGCCUGCAAUGACAUUUCGACGAGGUUCAGGACAACCAUCAUACACGGGGGUAGAGGCCAUGGGACAAGACAAAGAAGGAUUCAUCGAGAUGAACACGAGAGACAGUUUCCUCGUAUCAGACAGGAGAGAGAGCUUAUUUCUGACUGACCAGAGGGAUGGAUUCAUUGUAGCCGAACAAAGAGAACGUUCCUCAUUAUGGGAAGCUGCUAACAUGAAUCCUAUACUGUCGUUUUAAUAUAUUCCUCUGUUUUUGAGAGGAAGCUGCAAUGUGUAAUUGAAAGUUUUUAAAACACAUUGCUUUUUGCAUUAUCAGACCAAAGUGCAGUAUGUUUUUAGUGACCUACUGACACCAGUGGAUUUGCAAGUCUCAGGAGAAAAUCUUUAUAUUUGUCAUUGAAGGGUCCCUUUUUUUCCAGGAACUGAACAGGUCUGUGUAUUGCAAACAUCUCAUAUUAUGUCCUGCUUGAAACAGAGAAAGCAGGAAAGAUACAU